This is a messenger RNA of Hypanus sabinus (Atlantic stingray), 954 nucleotides long. Its product is annotated as general transcription factor II-I repeat domain-containing protein 2-like. The transcript is spliced from 2 exons. Lineage: Eukaryota; Metazoa; Chordata; Chondrichthyes; Myliobatiformes; Dasyatidae. Bases 167 to 769 code for a protein of 200 amino acids. The record is from RefSeq and is a predicted model, not a curated record.
GCAGUUUACUGACACCGCUACAACGUGUUUUUAUCGCUGGCUGUCCAGACGGAAGGUGCUGAAACGCUUUGUCGCGUGUCUGGAAGAAGUGAAAACUUUCCUGGGCAGCAAAGGGCUCACCUUUCCUGAGCUGGAACAGCCAGAGUGGCUGGAAAAGCUACACUUCAUGGUAGACAUGACAGCGCACCUGAACACGCUGAACACAGCUCUUCAGGGGAAAGGACGUACAGCCCUGCACAUGUUGGAGGAUGUUUUGGCAUUCGAGCGCAAGUUGACAGUGCUUGCCAGAGAUUUACAGAAAGGCACUUUGUCUCACUUCCCCAAUUUGAGAGUGUUCAAACAAGGUCACGACAUGAUAAUUUCGGAGUAUUUACAUUCUGCAAUCAUCGCAAUGCAAACAUCGUUUGGGAAACGCUUCUGUGAGUUCAGAGAGGAAAAAAACACAUUAUCCUUCCCGGUCACUCCCUUAAGCAUCGAUCCUUCCCUACUGAAUACGACUGCAUUGGCAGGUGUGAGUCAACCUGAUCUUGAGAUGGAACUGGCCGACAUAGCCGACAAAGACAUAUGGGUGUCCAAGUUUAGACGCUUGACAGCAGACCUUGAAGAUGUUGUCCGUCAGAAGGCCGUUCUUGCUCAGAAACACAAAUGGAGUGAUAUUGAAAACCUCACAGAUGACAGCUUGCGAUCCUGUGUAAAGAUGAAGGUGACAUCAUACAGCCCUGAUGUGCAGACGCUGUGCGCUGAGGUCCAGGAGCAGAAAUCCCAUUAACCAAGAUGACAGCUGGCUGACGUUAUUUUUGGUUUGCUGCUGGCGGAAAAUUUAAGUUUGGCGUUUUUCAUAAAUACAAGAAGGACUCAAAUAGACAUUGAAUAUUUUACUUAAAAGUAACUUUCAACCCAACGUCUUUUUUUCGGAGUUCAAAAUGUUUUUGUUGCAUGCAGAAAUGUAAUUUC